AUGCCAAGUUCCCGAAGUCAAGCAGAGGAAGCGGAAAGCUCGCCGUAUGGCAUUAUCUGCCACCACUCGGAGGUCCGGUUGCUAAUGGCGCUGGCAGUGCGUGGCCGCGUGGAACAACUAGAGAGCAGCUACACGGAGAUCUUGUCGCUACUUCGAAGCCAGAAGAACCCCAGCGACACCAUCGGGACGAUUGUUCCCAUGUCCAACUCGACGCCAUCCUAUACCGACUCACAGCUGUCGCAAAAUACGGGGCUGGUAUCGCCAUCCGGUUUCCAUUCAUGCCAGUCUGACACUACCGUCAGCAACUAUCUAUUCGAUAUCGCCCUAGAAGAGUGUGAGAAGUUGAUCAACGACUACCGGCGCAUGUCAUCAAACCACUUUCCCUAUGUCCUCAUCCCCGAGGCUUGCCCUGUGGCCUCACUGGUCGAGGAAAGACCGAUGCUUACCCAGGCCAUCCUCGUUAGCACCACAUGGCGGACCCCGGCACGGCAGUCUGCACUGAAGGACAAAUUCAUCAAGGACCUCACCGACCGGUACUUUCUCGGGUCUGAGCGUUCGCUGGAUCUCUUGCAAGCACUGAUUGUAUACUUCGGUUGGUGUCAAUGGCAUGCCUACCCGGUGGCUACCCAAGUCUACCGGCUGGCCUCGCUGGCUGUGACCCUGGCCGUGGAACUUGGCAUCAACCAGAAACCGAUGAAUGUCACUCAGCAUGAUAUGAUCAUGGGCUCUAGUGCUGCCCUCUCUCAGUCAAGCGAAACAAUGUCGUCAAAGUUCUGGGGCUACGAGGCUCGAAGAGCUUAUCUCGGGGCGUACACCAUCUCGACUUAUGGUCUAUUCAUGUUCAGAAAGCCUUGCAUGUUGAGUUAUACUCAAUAUCUCGAAGACUGUGCCGCGUCCCUGGCCGCAGACCCGCAACAUCCGUCGGACACCAUGCUCAUCCACAUGAUUCACUCUUUACGUGUCGCCGAAGAAACCACCUACACGUUCGAUCAUGGCUCCAAGGAGAAAGUUGGCGAGUUCAACGACGAGAAGAUCCAGCUUCUGGUCCGGGCACUGUCGAGACAGAUAGAGGAAUGGAAAAACGCCCUGCCUCCUGGUGUUUUUGGCAUUGUUCGUAUCCAACGCGCCUAUUAUAGCGUUGGGGCAUACAUGCGCGAGGUUGGACUGUAUGGCCUGCUUCAGGGUCAGGUGCCGUCUGCGACCCGCGUGUCAAUCAUCUACGACUGCUUCAAUUGCGCCAUGAAAUAUCUUUCGUCGGUUCUCGAGUCCUCCCUCGACGAGAUGGCCGACUGGACAACUUUGGACUGGCGGGCCUUGAACUUCCUUAUCUUGCUGUCUACCAAGUCAUCUAUCAUUCUCGACUCGGCGUACGUGAGCACUGAGGCCUCUCAACGGGCUGCCUGGCUGGGCAAGUGCCUCGACACACUGUGCCAACGGGCCCAAGAACUGCACCGUCUCAAGACUGAUGGGUGCAGCUAUUUUCAGAAGAUCUCGAAUGAAUGGGCCAACAUGAAGAUCUACCAUCAGAAUUGUCUCCAAAGAAGCCUAUCAUCCUCAACCGGAGCGAACAGUGCCCAACUGUCAACGCAAUUGCCGGCGCAGCAACAUCAAACUUCUAGUGUUCCCUAUCUCGACAACGGAUUCUGCGUGGACCCGUUCAAUGAGCUGUUCUGGGCUGGAUUCGCGGAUUCGGAGCAGGGCCUUAGUAAUGUUUUCCCGAUGUGA
Fonsecaea multimorphosa CBS 102226 is the source of this 1725-nucleotide messenger RNA. RefSeq lists its product as uncharacterized. Gene Ontology annotation, biological process: regulation of DNA-templated transcription. Gene Ontology annotation, molecular function: transcription cis-regulatory region binding; DNA-binding transcription factor activity, RNA polymerase II-specific. NCBI's taxonomy places the organism in Eukaryota, Fungi, Ascomycota, Eurotiomycetes, Chaetothyriales, Herpotrichiellaceae. The record is from RefSeq and is a predicted model, not a curated record. Bases 1 to 1725 code for a protein of 574 amino acids. The transcript has 4 exons. Gene Ontology annotation, cellular component: nucleus.